GCGAGGGAGAGAGAGAAAGAAGGGGAAAAGAGCACGGGAAAGAGACUACAGAUAGAGAGAUCUGUGAAUACUGUCUAGAUUAAUGGCAAAGGUAGGAGGAGAUACACUGAAAAAGAGGAGGAAGCUCUCCCUCUUUCAAGAGUCCUCCUGCUUCUGUUCUGCUUCUUCUUACUGUGAGGCAGCUGGACGUCAUCCAUCACUAUGUUCUCUGACAGCAGGGCUCCGAGGCCUGAGGACCAGAGAGGCUUCAAGCCCCACACCCCUCACUUCUUCCCUUGGCUGCGCAACAGUCUCAAGCCCCACCACAGCAGUGACCUGGGGCUCAACGGACCGUACAAAUGCAACUCCGAGCCCCACAACAGCCUGAGCACGCUGGAGCGAUCCAAGGGGAUUGGGUUAUUCUCCAAGGAGCUAAUCCAAGGAAAGGGCAGGGAGAAAAAGGGAGAGAUGCGUUGUAACGGUGUGGGUUUUGCCAGGAGGCUGCCAGUGGUGCUGAGGGGGCACCACAUACUGCCAGAGAGCCUGGGCAAGCAGAGGGAGGACAGUCCCGCCAGGUGGAACCAGUCUCCUGAGCUUGAGCCAGACUGCGGCACAGGGACUGACCCAGGGGACCGGCCACAGGGUCCCGGCAACAGCUCCACCUCUGUUCAGGACUACUACUCUGAAAGCUCCUUUGUUAGGAACCAGCGUAGCCACCUCAACCUCCUCCAUUCCCAGGAGGACGGGACGGGCCCGUCGGUCAGGAAAUAUGGGCCACUACUGGCACCUGCCCCUGUUCCUGCUCCAGCGUCUGCACCGGCUGAAAAGUUCAAAGGUCAGGAACCAAACUGUAAGGGGCCGGUUGUGGUGUGCACAGAGGACGGGAGGGGGAAGCUGUGGCACUAUGCCAGGCAUACCUACCACCAGAGAGACCUCCAUUCAUCGAGCUGGCUCAGCUCAGAUGCACAGGGACUAAUCAAGAGGCAGCAGGGGUUCAGCUCCAGCUUCAGCUACAUCACAGAGCAGAGCAGGAACUCCCAGAGCCACAGAGACCUGACAGGGCUACGGGAGCCACCUGUGGAGGGGUUCAACGGCCCCAGCGCCCUGCACGGUGUCAUCUUCUCCACCGAGGUUCCUCACAGAGGCCUGGGCUGCACCAAAACUCUACGAGGCCCCAAGAAACCCAGACCGAGCUCGGAGCAUCUCUCGGUCCGGGGCCAGAACCAGACGUGGGUCCAACCGCGGCGGACCAGUGAAGGAAAGCCACAAGGUUUCAGGAAGGAAGCAGGCCACUCGGGGCCGAGGUGCAGCCGAAAGGCAGUUCGAAACCAGAUCAAACGUGUGGUGGACAACCUGGAGCAAGUUCUAGGAGCCCUGAAAGACGUCCAGCAGGAAAUGAAAGAGGUGGUGGAGCAGAUUGACUAUCUGACCUCGUCCAUUGACCUGAAUGAGGAGGAGCAGGAGGGGGGCGGAGGAAGAGGAGGAGGCCAAGACGAAGGCGCCAAGCCUCCCAGUGACAGCAGCUCCAGCUCCAGCUCUAGCUCCAGCUCCAGCGGGGUCACGGUGGGCAGCAACCAUCAGAGACCCUCGGAGCAACAGGACAAGCCAGGAAGCCAAGACCCAUCUGGCACCCUGAGGAGAGGUCAUCCGUUCAAUAACAGCGGAGGCCGGUCUCCGCCGAGUGUGACACCGCACGGGCAAACCGGGAUUUCAUCAGAGAAGACUCCAACUCUCCACAUCACCUGCAGUCUUGGGUCUUCUUCAAAACAAGGCAGGCCGCCACCGUACACCCGCAAUCCUCUUUCGUCCACUUUGUCGGUCAAAACUGGCAGCCCACCUCAACCUCAAAGCCUCACCUCCCAGGACCUUGCAUCCUCUCCCCAAAGAAGCAGCUCCCUCUCACUGCGGCCUCCUACUCCUGGUCUCUCUCCUCUGACAGUGAACUUUUCUCACCCCGGCAACACCCCAGGUGCCAGCCCUGACUCUCAGCUUCCCUCCCCUGGGCCCUCCUCACCUCUCAGGGUCAGCCCCGUCUCCCCUCUCUCUCCCCUGUCUACAAUGCCUCCCCCACCUCCUGCCCUCAGCCCUUCUGUCAUCAUAGAGACCAAGGUCGAGUCUUAUCGGACCCCACAGGGCGACCACCCAUCUGCUGCUCCGCUCUCUCCAUCAUCGGUCCAGCCUCCCUCGGCCAGCUGCCCACCCAGGGACUCAGAAGCACAAACUGUGUCCAAGACUGAUGGAGAGAUGCAAACUUCCACAGGGGGGAACGUUCACCCACCUUCGCAGGAGCGCGCCGCCCCGGCAGACACAACGAAAGCCCCAACCGCACAAGGCCGCAGGGGUCGCAAGCCUCCCCCGUAUCCGCACAACAGGCUCUUUGAAAGAAUGAAGAAAGCCAAGGAGCCCCGCAAGGCUCCUCCGUACCCUGAAAAAAGAAGGCUGCUCUCUACCACAGUGUGA
Messenger RNA from Myripristis murdjan (pinecone soldierfish), 2439 nucleotides. RefSeq names its product atrophin-1. The record is from RefSeq and is a predicted model, not a curated record. The coding region runs from base 202 to 2439 and encodes 745 amino acids. The transcript is spliced from 2 exons. Lineage: Eukaryota; Metazoa; Chordata; Actinopteri; Holocentriformes; Holocentridae.